Messenger RNA from Magallana angulata, 1063 nucleotides. Its product is annotated as low-density lipoprotein receptor-related protein 4-like. NCBI's taxonomy places the organism in Eukaryota, Metazoa, Mollusca, Bivalvia, Ostreida, Ostreidae. The record is from RefSeq and is a predicted model, not a curated record. Bases 98 to 610 code for a protein of 170 amino acids. The transcript is spliced from 5 exons.
CCUCGAUCGUACCGAUUGCCUUGCCCGGCUACUUUUCUAUCUCAAUAAAUAUAGAGAAAAAUUAAAGUUAUUGUAUACCUGAAUCAGAAGACCUAAGAUGUCGGAUUUUGUCUCCAUAAGCAUUACUUUGUUCCUUCUGUUGGUGUGCUCAUUACCAUGUGCUCAAUCAACAGAAGCUCAAUGCACAGACCAAGGCGGGAUUUGCCAGGCGACAACAACACCGUGUGAAUAUCCUUCACAAUUUGUGAAUAAUAUUUGUUCUGAUGAUUCCUCAGUGCAGUGCUGCUUACCUGAUAAAGAUGUACAUUGUACAUCAAAAGGAGGUAUAUGUCAGGAGGACGAACUUCCAUGCGGGCGCUCCUACGUUCGAUUUCUGUGUGGUGGAGGAAAUAACAGACGAUGUUGUCUACCAAAUGCUGAUGUUCGCUGCCAUGAGUCUGGAGGUAGGUGUUAUACCACAGGCUCCCCCUGUGACGGGCGAUACAAGACAGGGCUCUGUGGAGGACAAGACAGGCAAUGCUGUAUUCGGAAAUUUUAUUCAUGGUAUUGGUCCAAAAAUGGUGGAAAUACGUGCCAGAGAACACCAGGAUUUUGGUAUCAGCCUGUUUGAAUUGGUUAAACGUUUACGUUUAAUAGAAUAAAUUAGUUAACCAAUCAGAUGACUGUAUUAUAAAUGUAUUCAAUUAAUUAAAAAGGUUGAAAAUAUUAAACAUUUAUUAGACAUCAAUCGAUAUUGAAAAUAGCCUACAGGGAUUAUUUUUUAUUGAAUUCUUAUGAAACUUAAGGCAACAUCGAAUGCCAAUAUGUAAUAAAGCUGAAUGAAAAAACCUAUUUAUAAAUCUCGCGGAUUACCAGACUUGGUUUGAUUCUACAUAUCAUGCAUGUACAUGUAUGACUUUUUAAAUGUGCUACUUUAUGCUUCCAUGCAUACAUUGGAAAAUUGAGAAUAAAAUGAAUUUUACUUGUUAACUGAGUAUCGAAAAAAGAAGUCCAAUUAGUAUAUAUUUAUAAUAGGUAUUGAUUAUUAUAGACAAUAAAGGCAAAUGUAAAAUGUUAAUAUAUG